Messenger RNA from Trichoderma virens Gv29-8, 240 nucleotides. RefSeq lists its product as uncharacterized. Bases 1 to 240 code for a protein of 79 amino acids. NCBI's taxonomy places the organism in Eukaryota, Fungi, Ascomycota, Sordariomycetes, Hypocreales, Hypocreaceae. The record is from RefSeq and is a predicted model, not a curated record. The transcript is spliced from 3 exons.
AUGGCCGAACAAUUCCGAAUGGGACCGCGUUGGGAGAGAGGCCGCAUCCCCUCCCUCACCCUCCUCCACCCCGUCCCCUCCGCCACCACCACCACCACCCCCACCCCCUCUGAUCUUGAGAGAGGGGAUUCCUCUUCUUCCCGCCGCCGCUCCUCCACCGCCGCCAUCGCCAUCGCCACCGUCACCGACGCCAUCACCGCGGCCUAUGCCGCCGUCACCGCCCCCGCCAUCAAGCACUAG